Molecule: messenger RNA, 6654 nt
Organism: Stegostoma tigrinum
Lineage: Eukaryota; Metazoa; Chordata; Chondrichthyes; Orectolobiformes; Stegostomatidae
Product: cytosolic 5'-nucleotidase 1A
Exons: 7
Coding region: 282-1232 (316 amino acids)
Biological process (GO): adenosine metabolic process; nucleotide metabolic process
Cellular component (GO): cytosol; cytoplasm
Molecular function (GO): 5'-nucleotidase activity; magnesium ion binding; nucleotide binding
Source: RefSeq, a predicted model, not a curated record
ACCAACCUCAGGGAAUCUCUCUCCCGUUGCAACUCUCUUGUAAUACCUAUCCCCUCCCCACCUAUCUUCUUUUCUCUCCAUCUUCGAUCCGCCUCCCCCUCUCUCCCUAUUUAUUCCAGAACCCUCUCCCCAUCCCCCUCUCUGAUGAAGGGUCUAGGCCUGAAACGUCAGCUUUUGUGCUGCUGGGCCUGCUGUGUUCAUCCAGCCUCACACUUUAUUAUCUUGGUGGAGAAGCGGUUGAGUGGUCCCGGCGUGCAGCGGGAUUUGACUGUCCAUUGAAGAUGGAGAGCACAUAUGAAGUUAUCCUAAACACUCAAUUGAAGCAGAAAGACCCAAAAGAAGCCGUUUCAAUUGCUAUCUCAGCCCGGGCUCUCUUUGAUAUGGAAGAAGAGCAUGAGUUGUUCUUGACAGAAGGAGAAGAAGAGUUUUUGAACCAUCAGAUCACCAAUGAAAACAUACCACUAAAGGAGGGCGUUGUUUCCCCAUUCGUCAAGGCAAUCCAAAUGGUAAAUAACAAGUUAUUGGCAAGAAAUCCUGAUGAAAAGCAACUCUUUGAAAUUAUUCUUCUGUCAACUCACAGUGCUGAAGGUGGGGUGAGGAUCAUUAAUAGUGUUAAUCAUUAUGAUUUCGAGAUUAGCAAGUUUUGCUUUCUAGAUGGAAAAGAUCCUGUAAAGUUCCUACAUGCAGAAGAUGUAAAGCUGUUCCUUUCAGCAUGUGAAACUUCUGUUUGCAAUGCACUGAAGAAAGACAUUCCUGCUGCCCUCGUAAUACAACAAAUGAAUCAGAUAACAGAAAGUCAACUGAAGGUGGCAUUUGAUGGGGAUUCAGUAUUGUUCUCAGAUGAGACUGAUAUUGUAUUCAAAGAGAAAGGUCUGAAUGAAGUUAUCAAAUACGAGAAGGACAUGGAGCAUGUUCCUAUUGGAGAGGGCCCAAUGAAGGAGUUUGCCAUGAUUCUUGGAGAGAUGAAAAAGAAGUUUAGUCCAGAGAAUGAUCCGAUUUGCACAUACCUGGUGACGGCGAGAAGUGGCAACAAGCUGGGUAUCCGAGCCAUUAAAACUCUGCGUAGCUGGGGUCUCAAGAUAGACGAAGCUUUCUUUAUGGCAGGGAGUCCUAAAGGCCCACUUUUAGCUCACAUCCAACCUCACAUUUUCUUCGAUGAUAAUGCACGUAAUAUCAAAGGAGCACGUGAAUAUGGAAUCCCAGCAGCCUUUGUACCAUUUGGCUGUGAAUAGUUGAAUAUGACACUUUCCUUUUCAUUAGGCAGUGGUGGAGAUGUGGGCUAGCAUCAUAGGGUAGUUGUUUUGAUUGCUCGAUGUAAAGGCAGAGCCUUGCUAGCUAGCCUUGUCGCAGCCUGCAACUUUUUAUUCAUUAAAACCAUGAGCUGUAUAUGCACAAAUUGCUAAUAUGCACUUCCAACAGAUGAGGGUCAUCAGAAAAGGCGCACAUUUGAAGAAUUUAUCCCAGUGUAUUAAAGCCUUCCAUCCCAUUACAAAUUAAUUUUACUUGCUGAAGAGCACUUGUAAAAUGUUAUGAGUUUUUCUUCACACUUUGUUCCAUUCCCAGCAUUUGCAGCUUCCACGUUGUGAUUACAUAAUUGUUAAAAAUGUAUUUUUGAAAUCAAAUCAAAAGCGUUGUCAUCAGAAUGCCACUGUCCUCAUGAGUAGAAUUAAACUCAGAAAUUUUAACAUUGAAGAUUAUGAUUUUCAACAUGCUUUAUGAACUUUUUUAUUAGAACUUAAGGCCUUUUUUACCAUUUAGAUUUCCUGGAAUUCCAUUAGUUUGUUUCAAGUUUUCCUAAAUUUAGGCAGCUGUGUAGAAUUGUACCAAAGUGAAUAGAAAGAGACCAUAACUCCCUGGACUGGAGCUUUAUCAAAUUCUUGAUUGUCUGGCUAAAUUGUUGUUUGUAAUUCUGGCAUUUUUGGGAGAUAUUUUAAAUGAUAGCCCAUUAAAAAUUUAGUCCAAUUUCAAGGGCACUUUAACUUCACAGAUUAGGGCAUAACAUCAGUUAAAGUUGAGCAGCUGUUUUUGAGCUUUGAUCCCAAACUUCAAAGUGUUUUAAUGCUGGGUGGUUGCAUGCUUCAUUAUAAUAUGUUAAUCAGGGUCCUAUCCUUAAGAUAGGAAUAAGAGGUGAUUUUAAUAGUUCUCUGGCCAGACCAAUGAAAUCUAUCUAAUGCUCAGUGAAGGCCUUAAAAAAGGAAGUAAGGUAUUUUUCUUUGUGGGGCCAAGAUAAGCAGCAAUCUUCCUAAAUCCCUUUUGCCAAUGUUACAGGAAAGCAACCGGCCAACAAAAUCUUAAAUUCUUCCAGGCCUUCCAUCAAACAUGUUACUCGUCUAAUUCUGAUUUUUCACAGGGAGUUAAAGGCCAUACACUUCUGUGCAGAUAUUAUCAGUAAGCCAGCACAAAGGGAAGAGAUCCCACUGCUUGAAAUGUGCUCCAAUAUGGAGUUUUUUUAAAAAGCACAGAGUAACCUUUGCUUAUACAAUGAACAGUUCCUCCUCAGUGAAUUCCUGUAUAAUCUCCAAUUUACCAAUAAAUAUUAAAGCUGGAGAACCUGGUGAGCAGUACCACAUGUGAAACUCUGUCAAUUUUAGCUAUGCUAGCACAAAGGUUGAAUAGUGUUUGAAUACAGGAAGGAACCCAGGCUUUGGUUUACAUCAUCCCACUGUGUGAGAUUCACUGUUGCACUGCUGGAUUACAGGGUGCACAGGGCCCUGCAAUGGAGAACAUUUUAAAAAGUUAACUGUAUUAGGCUGAAAAAAUACGUGCAACAGUCAUAAUUGGUCCUUUACGAGCUCUAAUUGCUUCUGUAUCAAUCGUGUUAGUAUAGUUUGAUAUGUCACAAUUUUGAAGCUGAAAGGAGUUCUUUCAGAUUUCUGUUGUAUUCAAUUUAUGUUGAUGAUGCUGACAACCUGUGUGUAAUUUUGAAAGGAGUGUUACUAAUACUUCUUAGCAAUAUAAUGCAUUUGUGAUCUCAGAGAUGUAUGGAGUACAAAUUGGUUUGGCAGUAGAAACUGGAGUGAAGUUGUUACAUCUAGGAAAUGAGCCAUGGCUAGAGUCCAAAUACGUACAAAACACUCAUCCCACAGGUUACUUGCACUUCAACAGCUUAUAUCUGUACAGCAAGCUAGAAGAAACAUGCAGCUUACCCUGCUAUGAACAGGUUCCGUAUAGGCUUUGUGAAAAUAUGUAUCGGAGUAUGAAAUGAACCUUAUCCUGUAACUUCAUCUGUUGUGGAUCUUUUUGCAGUUUAUAUCCUCCUUUUAUAUAUUUACAGAUUAUUGUUCUCCCCCUCCCAUGAUAGUUCGUGAGUUUGUGCUCUAGGGGAUGAAACUGAAUAGGUAGAGCAAGUGUUAUACUUGAUUCUGUUCUGUGUUGAAUUACGUGAUCUAAACUGGGAGAGGAAUGGAGAUGCUAUAGUUUGCCAGAAUACAUCUGGAUUAAGGAGGAAGACAUUGGCUUGUGCUUUGCCCAAUCACUAUCUGGUGACCCUUCCAAAGAGUGCAUUGGCAUUAGUUGUCAAGUGAAGAUGAUCUGAGUCCUUGUAGUAUAUCUGUGCCCUUGAUGAACAGCUUAGCAUUUACUGGUAGGUUUGCAUAUGGAGGAUCGUUUGUUUCAGACGUCAGAAGAUUAUUAUCAGUGCAAUCAGCACAAGGAAAGCAAAAUGUUAAGGCCAGAGAAGGGAGUAGUGAAUGUCAUAAAUGGCAGUAUUUCAUUAUUGUAAAAACUGUGCUGUCAACGAGGAACUGAACUAUCAGAGCACAUUUGAAAAUGCAAUUGAAUAUUACAAAAUUCCGAGUUGAAGCUUCAGUGAAUUCUUAACAAUGCCAUCACACAUAUUCCCUGCUGAAUGAUUUCAACUAUUUCGUGUUAGAGAGAAAACUAGUAAACUGAGAUUGAUAAAUUAUUUUAAUAUAAAACCAAAGAGUUUUUUUUGGAUUUUCUUUAGUUGUAAAGGUUUUUCAGUACGUACAGAGAGCUUAAAACUCAACACUCUAGACUCCUGUUUACAUGUUGGAAUAUUGCAAGUUCAUAUCUUGAGAGGCUUUUUGUUAUUGCUUCUGCAAGUUAAUGCCAUUGAUCUUAGAAUCCUGAGUUCAAAUGGCAGAAGGAAGGACAGUCGCACAAUAAAAAGGCACCUCCUGUUGUUCAGAAUUGAGAAAGAUUAUGUUGUUACAAAUAGAUAAGGAUGGAUGAUUAUCUCACUUUUUUUUAGCAUGUAGCUGUUACAUUUCAAUUGAACUUAGUUAGGAGAGCCAACUCCAUGGUUUUCCGAAGCGAAAGAGAGUGGAGCUUAAUAUCCAUUAAACCUAAAGAAAUAGGAAAAUGCAACAUUAAACACACAAAUGCGGGUAUAGAUUUAAAAAAUGUGAGAGGGAGGUGUCUGUGCACACAGAAGGGUAAAGGCAGUUGCAAUUAAGUGUUUAAUUUCCUUGAGCUGAGAGUGAAACCUAAGACUCAGCUGCUUAGCUGUUGUCUUGUUUUCUUGUGACUGACAAAGCUUGCAGAUUUGCUUGCUUAGUGAAUAGUGAUAUUUCUAAGUUGCUUUUCAUCAGCCCUAAUUUCUGAGGUUGAGAGAGAGAGCAUCUUUUAAUAUCCUUGCUGUUAUCAGUUCACCUUGCUUUCCUUCUGUUUUGUUGCCCAAAGGCUGUUGUUGAUAUACAUGCUCUUUUGCAGAUUUGGAUUUCUGUGUCACUGUUACGUUAGAUAACUUGUAGGCAGCUUUGCAUCUCUCCAGUAAUGCCACCGUGGCUGAUCUUAUGUGAGUUGCCUAGGUUUGUCAGGUGAUCAAAGCAGCCAAUUAAAUGUGUAAUCUUUUACAACCAUUUUAGUCUAUGAGAGUCUCAGGUAUUAAAAGUUAAAUAGUGAAAGUUGAAUGUUGAUAAUCCAUUUCCACUGUUAUUGACAAUUUCCACAAGCCAUAACAUACCAUUUCAACUUCUGGCUUAAAAGUGAUGGAGUGACAGGAUGGAAAAUGAUUAAUUACAUUUCCAUUUUCCUAUUGUUGUAACUUCCUGUCUCCAGGUGUUAAGCCUGAGCAUUCUGGUUGCUCUCAGGCCUCACUGUAAUUUUAAAAUUAUAACUUGUUCAAAGGUAUCACUAAUGAACAUUUUAAGUUUAAAUGUUAUAAAAAUACAGACUGUAGCAUUGCUUAUUGUUUGAUGUCUAAAAGAUGUGAUAUGAAUCUUGCAAUAGCUGAAACACUGUUACAAAACUGUCGUACAAUAGACUAGAUGAUGUAAGAUCAAAGCCAAAAUGCGAACUCAUCCAGACAAUCUAGAUUUAGUUCAACAAAAGAAUUGAGCACUUAUUUCUACGGUCACAAGGGCUGAAUAUUUAAUAAGGUUGUUGUACUGUACCUAUCAGUAUUCAUAAAUUUUCAUCUUGUAGGAAGAUAAAUAGUGUAAAUAUGGAGAAUGGAGUUCUUGUAGGAUAGUACACAGUGUAUAUUUAGGGAAUAGCAUUCCAUAGGAAAAUAACAUUUUAAAUAUCUAACAUAUAGAGUAAUGGCAUAUUCUAUGAGAAUGACAGGGUAAUUUUAAUCGGUAUCCUAGAUGUUCCAUUGUUUCAUGGAAUGAACUUGGGGUGUUUAGCUGGAUAUUUGUGCACUCCUUGUAUUUCUGCCCCUUUAUGAGUGUGAUUGUUCUUCUAUUGAGAAAGCAUGCGAUUCUCCACUCUGUACUGGUGUUAACUGGGAGAGACAUCUUUUCAAAAGCCGAGACCCUGACAGAUAACCCAAGUGCUCUGCGUGCUAAGUUGGCCUCACUAAGAACGUCUUUAAGAACAAUUGAUACAAGAGGGAUGGAUUUUCGUUUGGAUUUCGUACCAGGCAUAAAAUAUUUAAUCAGAAAAUCUUUUAAAUCCUUGUAGUUCCUGGCCAAAACAGUAUGUUAACCCUGUCAUGACAUUUGUGACAUUCCAUCACUUCAGGUGAGUGGUCACUUUUUUAGUGCUACCAGGAACAUAUGCAACCACACUUUAAUGACUCCACCUCCAGCAUUUGGGUCGGUUGAUAGUGGGAUUAAAAACAGUGAAUGAAGCUGUGGCUGAUGCAGUCCUGCACUGUCAGAAUUCAUACUGUUGUGUAUUUAUAAUGAAGAUUAACAUGCUGUCUAUGCACGUUGUAUGAGCACAUUCCAAGCUAUAUUUUGUCUCUCUCAUGAAAAGAACAGGUAAAAGAUGGGAAUUGUGUUUUUUAGUAUCUAACAGGGCUUUCAUCAUUUUAAAUAUUGUACAUUGACACAUGUUCUCUCAACCAAAGUUACUGGGAUUUAUGUUUCAGUUUUUUGCAGUAAGAGUUCUGACAAACACUUUCCCAAAGAUUGGGUUCCAUGCAAAAUGUAAUUGUAUUCAAUCAAAUUAUGCAAUACUAUUCAAUGCAGAUGUCAUCAUUAACUAAUCAUGUAAACUGUAUAAUUCCUCAUUUUGAAAUGUUGUCUUUGCAAUUAUACAUACAAAGCUGGAGGUAACCAAAAUAAGGUGGUUUCAAAUUAUUUCUCCUUGAUUUGAGAAUACUUUAGUUAUACUGCAAUUUAUCAUACAUUGGCUUUAUUGUUGGUUUAUGUGUAAUAGUUAGGAAAUGGCUAAGGGAGUAGAUUGCUAUUUAUUCUGUAUUGUACAUAACAAUGAGUUGAUGCACACUGUCAAUGUUUACAA